AAAGCACGGCUCGGCUCGACUCGGCACGGAACUGCCCGCCCCGCGCUACGGCCUCAUGGAGCCGCACGGCCCCGGCAGCGUCCUGUUCGGCUGUGAGCUGACUGCCAGCACCAAGUCCUACACGUUUCAGGUGGAUGAAGAUGACGACUCUGACCACGUUUUGGCCCUGUCUGUGGUGUGCCUCACGGACGGUGCCAAGGAUGAGUGCAACGUGGUGGAGGUCAUUGGGCGAAACCACAAGAACCAGGAGAUCACUGUGCCGGUGGCAAACCUGAAGUUGUCAUGCCAGCCCUUGCUGAGCCUGGACAACUUCAAGCUUCAGCCUCCAGUGACGUUCCGCCUGGCAGCGGGCUCCGGCCCCGUGCACCUCGCCGGCUGGCACCAGAUCUUGCACAGGGACGACGCUUCCUUCGAGGAGGAGGAGGAGGAUGAUGACGAUGACAUGUCUGAGGAGGAGAUAGCGCCCAUCGUGCCUGCCAAGAAGGAGAGAAGGAAGCAGUGAUGGUAUCCCGGCGAGUCUGCUUCUUCCUCCAGGUGCUCGCUGGGACUUCUCCACAGACAGCUGUUACCUCAGACGCCUCUCAGCAGGACCUCAACUUUUGCUGCCUUUUUUUUUUUUUUUAAUUUACUGUCGUACCUUCUGGGGGUGGUGGGCAGGGGCUGCUCCCAGCACUGCGGGGUCUCCUUUCCCACAUCCAUGGGAGGUGAUCCCGUCUCCCCAUUCCCUCGCUGGGUGUCCGGGAUGGCGGUCCUCUCCCUGUGCCUUUUUGCUGCCCCGGACCUCUGCUGUGUGCACAGCCCUGCUGGCUCUGCAGUGCCCAGCGUGUCCCUUCCCCGGCAGCGGCUGGAUGUAGCAGCAGCAGCAGCAGCAGGAGGCAGCAUCCUCUCUUCCAGGAUGGUGUGCUGGGAGCUGACGGUCUGCUGUGAUUUGGGGGAGGUUCUGGGUCACUCCGCUUUGUAGGACGGUGUUUACAUACUGAAUAAAGGUGCGGGUUUGGUGUGGUG
Messenger RNA from Gallus gallus (chicken), 1005 nucleotides. It is a transcript of the gene NPM3, whose product is annotated as nucleophosmin/nucleoplasmin 3. Gene Ontology annotation, cellular component: cytoplasm; nucleoplasm; nucleolus. Gene Ontology annotation, molecular function: histone binding; chromatin binding; RNA binding. Bases 56 to 502 code for a protein of 148 amino acids. NCBI's taxonomy places the organism in Eukaryota, Metazoa, Chordata, Aves, Galliformes, Phasianidae. The record is from RefSeq and is a predicted model, not a curated record. Gene Ontology annotation, biological process: chromatin remodeling. The transcript is spliced from 6 exons.